AUGUGCAACGGGUGUAGGGUAGUGUGCUGGCUGAAUGAGAAGGAGAUCAUCAAAUUGGUCAACGCGCAGGGUGACAUGGAGAGAAAGUUGUUGGAUAAGGAUUCAUUUGGAAGAUCAGAUACUGCCAGUGAGAAGAAAGCUAAAGACAAAGGGAAACCUGAGACUCCUCCAUAUUCCCUGAAAGUACCAGCUACUCCUCGGAUUGAAAAUACUACUGGGGAAAAGUUUGAGAAGAAUUUGCUCUUGAUUGGAAUUGGUACUGGAUUGGGCGUCCCCACAAUGGUUUUCCUAAUCCUGAUGGCACACCCGUGCCUCCCACCAUUUCUGGGAUCCGUGUUCUUCACUUAUGUUGGGAAGAAGCGGUGCAUAACUUUAGGGUGGUGGUCGUAUUGGGGGCAUGGACUUUUAAAUUUUUGGAUGCAUCUUGAUAUGGUCCUGGGCUUUGUAUUUACCAUGUUUGGGCUGUUUUUUCUAAGUACUUGUCUACUUCAUGACUACCUGGAAGUUUUGAACAGCAAUUUCCCAUUAAUCAAGACCGGGAAGAUUGACUCAGUCUCACUAUCCCCGCUUCGUGGAUAUCGAUAUCUGCAAAUUUUGGAGAAACAGGUCAACGAAUGCUUUCGUCGCCAUUAUUUUCCAUUGUUUCUUGGAGGAAUGACUGCUCUCACGAUAUUCUGUUUACACGCGUGCAUCAGACUACCUGGAAAAAUUCCAAUGCCAGGAUUCUCAUAUUUCCCAAUGGUUGCGUUUGAUGGUGUCGUUUCCCUCCUCAUAAUGACCACUAGGGCUGCAAAUGUGCGCGAAAAGUCAAUUUCCAUGAUCAGAAGCUGGAGUAAUUGUCAAACCAUAAAGAGGAAGCACCUCGUCAAGAAAAUGACAAAAUCCUUUGUGCCCCUCAAAGUACAAUUGGGGGGUGGCUUUGUAGAUAAGUUGACACCGUUGCUAAUUCUUAAUUUUACUGUUAGUCAGGUCGUAUCGCUCUUACUUCUCAGGUCAUAAUCAUGUAUAUGUAAUGCACACAUGGUACAAAUGUACAUACAAUAGUUGUCAUAAUUUGUAGCUCAUAUAUACAUAUAUAUGUAGAGUUGUAUUGAGUAAGUAUGUAAAUUUAAAUAUUAAUACAGUAAUGCGUGCUCAUUUUACAUAAAACAUGUAUAAAAAUACCCACUUCGAAGGAAAAUAAGACAAGCAAAAUAUGAAUAUUUC
Molecule: messenger RNA, 1206 nt
Organism: Folsomia candida
Lineage: Eukaryota; Metazoa; Arthropoda; Collembola; Entomobryomorpha; Isotomidae
Exons: 4
Coding region: 1-999 (332 amino acids)
Source: RefSeq, a predicted model, not a curated record